Messenger RNA from Capronia epimyces CBS 606.96, 435 nucleotides. RefSeq lists its product as uncharacterized. Gene Ontology annotation, molecular function: protein binding. The record is from RefSeq and is a predicted model, not a curated record. Lineage: Eukaryota; Fungi; Ascomycota; Eurotiomycetes; Chaetothyriales; Herpotrichiellaceae. Bases 1 to 435 code for a protein of 144 amino acids. The transcript is spliced from 2 exons.
AUGCCGCACUCAACAGCCACAACCACAACCACAGCAGACGACACGGUCACUUCACAGCCGGCGGUGCAACUGGACCCAGAGGUCGUCGCCUUGGCCGGACGAGCCUUCGACGCGGCGAGAAGGGGCCAGAUGGACAUGUUCGAACAGGAUUUACCGCGCGGUCUACCAGGCAACUUGACAAACGACAAGGGCGACACUCUUCUUAUGCUUGCCUCAUACUAUGGCCAUGCCCCGUUGGUGUCGCUGUUGGUCAAAUACGGCGCCGACCCCAACCGGCUCAACGAUAAGGGACAGUCGCCUCUGGCUGGCGCGGUGUUCAAGGGCGAGGUCGAAGUCAUCAAGAUGCUGUUGGAGGCCGGGGCCGAUCCUACUAUUGGCGAGCCGAGUGCACUGGAGGCGACAAAGGUAUGGCAGAAACUCAUUGUUCCUUGCUGA